GAUUUCACCUCCUAAAAAUUUAUUAGUGAUCACCAAGGAUCCUUGGUGAUCACAAAUAAACACAAGUCGGUUACCUAACUUACUUAUUAUUUUCAAGUCGAAGGUUGGAGUUCACUGGCAGCUUUUCCCAUGAAAUAGCGCACCAUCGGGCCACGGUUGCUUGUUUGUUGAGAAAGUGGCCUCGAACUCAACAGCAUGACGACGCACUCGUCCAUUUGUCAAAUGUUAGAGGAGAAGAUCACCGCGAGGAAGAUGCGGUGCCUGGUGCGCGAAUUCGGCUCGCUGCCGUCGACCAACAGAGCGCUCGUCUGGAGGUUUCUGCUGCGAACGCCCCAAAAUCACUCCAGCUUCUGUGCCUUGGUAACGAAAGCUCUCGAACUGGACCUGCCCGAAGACUGGGUCAAGUGGACCAAAAGGCAGAACCUCCGACCUUUCACAGAAUCUCAGUUCACCAGGGCCUUGAAAUGGUUGAUUGCUUGGAGUCCAGAACUGACUUGUUUAGACUUCCUGCCUCAAUUUGUUCUCCCUUUUGCCUCCGUUCUUGGUGGCGACCCGAUCUCAAGCUUUGAAGUCAUCGUGACUGCAAUAAGAAACUGGGGCGUCCUUUGGUUAGAAAUGUGCUCGGAGCCGCCCUUUCAGACAAUGACUCUGAUAGAAGAGUUGCUGGAGAAAUUUGGUCCUGGUGCCUUGGAAAUUCUGAAGAGGAAUUCUGUCAGUAUUGUGUCAUAUGCGUGGCCUCUGUUGGACACGGGAUUCUCGGCGGUGCUGAAGGAGAAAGACUGGCGCCUCUUGUGGGACCACCUGACCUGCAACCGACUGGCCCUCUAUGUGUCUGCUGCGGUUGCCUUCGUCUGCUGCACCGAGUCGACCCUCAGGCAGGCCGCGGCGCUUUCACUUGACCUAAAAGGUCUCUUUUUGGAGCAGCAGGAAGUGGAUAUGAAAGCGUUCCUAAGGAAAAGCUACGAGAUCUACGACUCUGUGUCCAACUGGCCCGCCCACUUGACCUGUGAGCUGGUCGUCUUGCCCACUGGACAAUAUCCUAGUCUUGAACAGUUCAUGAACAUUAAACCUGAAGCUCGCAAACAUUCUCCAAAGAGUGAAAAAGACUGCCAGUCAAGUGACGAGACUGAUGCGUUGACAACCACCGAGGUGCAGGAAAAGGAUGACUGCACCGACGAAAUUUUGAGUGCCUUGAUGUUCAGCCAUAAAAUUAGAGAUGCUGUCGACAGUUGGAAAGGAGCGGCAAUCAGUGCUGUUGAAGAUAAGAAAGUUCCAAGGUCUAAAAAAUAGGUGCCAGAAACCAAAAACCUUCAAAUCUCAAGCUGCUUUUAAUUAAGAUUUAAGCAAUUUUCAUUGUUCAUAUCACUUAUUGCUUCUCAUAUGAGGCGUAUGUUAUAUAUGCUUCUCUGCCAUACCUUGAUUGUAAAUCAUUUUUGAAAUGACUGAUUCUCGAUUCUGACUGCAGUCUACGUCAUUAUGUCAUACUUUAGAUUGUGAGGGCGCUGAGAAUGAACUGUAAAGGGAGCUAAAAUUGCAGACAAAUUAUUAUUCAAGUUGAAAUGGAGGAAAUUUCAUUAAUUUAAUGUUCAAUAUUUACGUUUCUUCAAAAAGCUCCACACUGACAAUUAGAAGAUUUGCGUCGCUCUCAAUGGCCCGAGACUUUGUAAUGUACAUAAAAGACCUGAAAUGUUCCGCAAAGCAGAUGAUAUUUUAUAUUUUGAGUAGACAAUAAAAAAAACUAUUUAAUUAGCUUGUUACGUAACAAAAAUUAAA
Molecule: messenger RNA, 1773 nt
Organism: Neocloeon triangulifer
Lineage: Eukaryota; Metazoa; Arthropoda; Insecta; Ephemeroptera; Baetidae
Product: TBC1 domain family member 31
Exons: 7
Coding region: 196-1290 (364 amino acids)
Source: RefSeq, a predicted model, not a curated record